GGCGCGAGGAGGAGGCGGCGGCGGCGGCAGCAGCUGAGGGAGGAGCGGAUUAUCUCGCUGUCGUAGGGAGAGGGGACGACUCGGAGGCACGAAGAGGAGGAACCACAGACGAGCGAGCAGCAGCCACGCGGCGGCGUCGGUGCGUGUGCCGCCAUGGGCUACGACGCCGAGCGCUUUGUGGGGCGCGUCAAGGACGGGCUGCUGUGCUGCGUGUGCCGCGACGUGCUGGAGGAGCCGCUGCAGGCGCCCUGCGAGCACGCCUUCUGCAGCGCCUGCAUCCACGGCUGGCUCGUGCACAACCACACGUGCCCCGAGGACAGGCGGCCGCUGGACGCCUCGGAGCUGCGGCCCCUGUUCAGGUACAUGCGGAACGACCUCAACGCACUGCAUCUGCACUGCACUCACCGUGCGCGGGGGUGCGAGGGGGUGUGCGCACUGGAGACGAUCGCUAUCCACGAGCAGCAGUGUCCCUACACCCCAACACCUUGCCCACACACCGGCUGCGGCGCAGUCCUGGACAGACAGAACGUGGUGGCUCACGCAAUGUCGUGCCAGCUCGGAGAGUUGAGCCCAGAUCUCAGUGACUACGUGGGCCUGGAGGCCGGGUCUCCGGUCACCAAUCCCCACCAGACGCUCUCCACCCUGCACCUUGUUCCCGAGCUCCGCGCUGAGCUGCACCUGUUGCGAUCGGAGAUGGAGUGCUGGGUGGGGGAACUGCGCCAUGAAAUGGAAGCACGCCUCGACUCCCAGCGCAGGCACAUGGUGCAAAAGGAGGGUCUCCUCAUGGGCCACAUCACCGAGCUCAAGGGUGAGCUGUGCCGCGCCUCGCAGGAGGUGGCAUCGCUGCGUCGUGACCUGGAGCGCCGCGACCGCCAGGAGAGCCGUGAGCCACUCGCCAUGCGUGCCACCCUCCCCCCGGCUCCCCUGUCGGCCGCCUUGACCGUCUCGACGGGCGCGUCCCCGGCCUCCGCUGCGCUCGCCGCGCCGGCUCCGUCGUCUUCAUCAUCAUCGCCGGUGGUAGCGAUGUCGCCGUUGUCAUCGUCUUCAUCCUCAUCGGCCCCAUCGCUCGCGGGCAGGAUGGCUGCCUUGAGCCGCUCAGCCCCCGUUCACGGUGGGAACGUUAAGCGACGUCAGCAGGAUAUCGCGGUGGUCUAGGGUGACCUCGUGCCACGAGGUCACCUACAUGCACAUGUGAGUUCGCCGGAGGUAGUGGGGGGCAGCUCUCGGGGGUUUCUGUGUCCAAGCAAUGAAACAAAUUCCAGAUUCUCAGAAAAUUUUACUGGGUUUACAGUUUUACAGAGAGUAAUCAAGGAAGACUCAACCCAAAAGACAAGUGAUGUUAGUUACUUACAUUAUACAAACAAUAUCAAUCUAGAAUCAUGGGGGCAGUGAACGUCCUCGUGUACAUUACCCUUCAUGCACUGGGCUCCGCCGAUCAACGUCGCAUGACGUCCUCCACACGGCACGACGUGGCUGGGACCAUGAGGCAGGCGAUGUGUGAGAUAGCUGGAAUUGGGGCGAUACCCAGGAUACCCAAAGUUAUCGCAUUGCUAAGUUGCUGACAUCGCGAUCUGUUUUUGGGGUCCCCGCUGUUACCCAGGACUAGUAGGCACGCAUAGCCUGUUAUGGACUGCCAACAGUACAUAUGCAAAAAAUAUAAAACUGUGCAUUCUUUACUCGUAUACCUAAUUACUAAUACCAAAGUGUAAUGUAUUCUAUUAACUAACAAGUAGGCUCUUUUAUAUAAGGUGUGAAACAUUGUAAAUGGGAUAUGCAUGUAGCAUUGAAUAAGAAUGAAUCUUUCCCAUUAGUCUGCACUAUUUUUGGUCACGCCUCCUUUUAUUUGUAAAUCAUCCGCGCGUUAAUAGCCAGGAAAGCCUCACCGAGGAUGGUCCUGCCUCGGGAUGUUUGGUCAAUUUCAGGAACGAGUGUUUGACACGUGGAACACUCAAGAAAACCCACUACUCAGGUUACGGGAAAAUACUCCAAAGAUUCACAGAGAUUGAUUCAAUUCACCAAUUUAAUUAAUGUAAUUACCUGUGGACCGUAACCAUUUGUGUCUUGUUACUCCUGCUCACCUCACAGCCCCACACCUGUAACACCUGGUAUGCACUGAUAGUCACUCAUCCCAGCCCAGCACUAACCAGGCACAACCCUGCUCAACUACGCGUACCGAGACCUGUCCGGAUCUAAGUGCUUUCAGGGUGACUAAGCCCGUAGCCAUUUGUCUUCCUCUGGAGGGGACCGAGAUAAUCCUCCAGCCUAACUGAAAGGGCUUCUUAGUUGUGUGCGUGUUUUCAAGUCACGUUUGCAAUUUAAUCAUCUGCUCUCGUCAAAAACUAUCCUUGGGCCUUUGAACAUCCACUGCAUAGCAGCUGGCGCACUCCCAUGGUUUCACACAGAAUCACCUGGGUACUGGCGUGAGCAAUGGGAUGAUUUAACUGCAUGCCGACCAGGGACUAAUGUGGGGCUCCUUUCUCAUUACAGGUAAAGCCAUGGGCCACAUUCACAUCGUGGUAAAACGGCAAACACAAACACAUUCCUGCGGAGGGAGCUGGUAGGAACGUUGGGUUGCUCGGUCAAUGGCCAGGGUCACCGGCGGCGUGGUGUAUUCCGCAAAUAUGCCCACUGAUUCGGAGAUCACUCCCAGUCUUGUGUCACGGGGCAACUCAGUCACCCAUGUGCACAGCUGAAUUCAUCGCAAUCUGCAUGUGUGACGGGCCCUUUGAAGAAAGCUGCAAGUUGGCAGUGGUACAUUUUUGGUCAUUUAACGGUGCGGUUGUGGGCCUGCUGUCUGUAAGAUCCAACUGAUAGUGCCAUUAUUAUAGAGAUUUAAUCGGUGAACUUGCAAAAAUACAAGUUAUAAAACUAGAGAGCAAAAUUUAACUUCUGUCAUGGAUAUGUAACGACAGCUGCCAUUCACCACUAAAUGGCAGGGAUGUCACCAUGGUGCUUGUGCCAGACUUGGUGCACCGUGAGGCCAUGUGAAGUGUUGAAGGUUUGCUGGCAGGUCACGGGGAGACCCAGGUGCAGUUCCGCCUCGCUCACUCUGCUUGUUCUGAAGCGACUUUAGCAUCAACUUGUGAGUCACAGGAGUCAAAGGAAAGAGAGGUAGUCCGGUUCAUGAUCUGUGUGUGAUUUGAAAAUGACCCUUGGUUACGUUUGCUACGGCUGCCUUAAGUGAGCCGCACGGAGGAUUUGCUGUGUCGGCCCGUUGUGUGUGAGACUUAGCGAGCGCCGUGACACGUCGUUUGAAGCCUCAAUUACAUCAUAUGUCCGCUCUGCUCAGGCUCCUCCACUGUUGUGUAGAUUGUGUUCAGACUGUGGGAUCGACAAAUCCACAAGGCUGCUGGAGAUUCUCUACUCCGGACUUUGGGAACCAGAGUGGGGAAUACCAAUAUUUAAAACACUUUAAAACAUAUCUUAUACGGACAUAAUAUGUUUAAGAUAACGUAUUAGUUGCAAACUAUAGUGUACUUAUAGUUAUAACUUUAUUUUAUAUAAUUUGGGUGUUACAUGUCACUUGUCAAGCAAUUUUUUACUUAACCAAGUUUGCCAGCUUUACGGUCAGGAUGCAACAAGGCUCCCAUUAGCAAGACCAUAAGUUCUCCUCCCAGUCAUCAUCAACUUAAUCCUCCCUCGGGGAUGGGUACGAGCCCGUUAUUUUAGGGCAGUUGUCCUAUGGAUAAACUGGGCUCAGGCACGUGAUUGUGGAGUUUCCUCUACUGGCUCAGGACCACAAGUGAAAUUGAGAACUGGUCAUUUAAAAUAAUGCUCUUGAGUUUUUUUAACCAUGUGUUUAGAAUUAUAUACUUUAGAGUGGUUAGAUGGUCAGGACAAUAUUAUAAAAAUCCAAUCCAAUUUAUGAAGACGAUGGGAUUGAUGCUUUGCUUUGACAGAACCGCAUUUCCACAGAUUGCCACGAACAAAGUGGCCAAAUUAGAUGGCAGGCAACUGCUGCUGCUGACUGGUUAACACAGUAGGCGGGGAUUAGUCGGAACUGGGGUCCGCACGAGCUGUUUUAACAAAUAACAUCUUGCAGGUGGUGAAACAUAGAGCAAUAACAUAAAACAUCCCCAUGCUCCAGUUACAUUUUGGAUGUUUCGUCAGACUGCUCAGCCAAUGAGGCAGAUUUUUGGAAUGUUCCAGUUGCUAUGGUGCUCUUUUAAAAUAUUUGAAUUGUUAUAUGCAUUGUUGAGUGGAAUUAAAAUGCAUCUUCUUGAUGAGAA
This is a messenger RNA of Lethenteron reissneri (Far Eastern brook lamprey), 4229 nucleotides long. Its product is annotated as E3 ubiquitin-protein ligase NRDP1-like. Gene Ontology annotation, cellular component: plasma membrane signaling receptor complex. Gene Ontology annotation, molecular function: zinc ion binding. Gene Ontology annotation, biological process: regulation of canonical NF-kappaB signal transduction. NCBI's taxonomy places the organism in Eukaryota, Metazoa, Chordata, Hyperoartia, Petromyzontiformes, Petromyzontidae. The record is from RefSeq and is a predicted model, not a curated record.